Molecule: messenger RNA, 768 nt
Organism: Asparagus officinalis (garden asparagus)
Lineage: Eukaryota; Viridiplantae; Streptophyta; Magnoliopsida; Asparagales; Asparagaceae
Product: probable pectinesterase/pectinesterase inhibitor 6
Biological process (GO): cell wall modification
Molecular function (GO): pectinesterase activity; pectinesterase inhibitor activity
Source: RefSeq, a predicted model, not a curated record
AUGUUGAUCGGUGAUGGUGCUGGUGUUACUGUUAUUACAGGAAGUAAGAGUGUGCAAGAUGGUACAACUUUCAAUUCGGCAACAGUUGCUGUGACUGGAGGAGGAUUCAUCGCCAAGGACAUAACAUUCCAAAACACCGCCGGUCCAGAGAAACAACAAGCCGUGGCACUCCGCUCCGGCUCCGACCUCUCCGUCUUCUACCGCUGCAGCUUCGAAGGCUACCAAGACACCCUCUAUGUCUACUCCCAACGCCAGUUUUACCGGAACUGCGACAUCUACGGCACCGUCGACUUCAUCUUCGGCGACGCCAUCACGGUCUUACAGUCCUGCAACAUGUACCUCAGAAAACCCUUAACGGGCCAAGAAAACACAGUCACGGCCCAAGGCCGUUCUGACCCCAACGAGAAUACUGGCAUCUCCAUCCAGGACAGUAAUAUCGCUGCCGCGCGCGGAGAACCUGGCUCGACCAGGUCGUACCUGGGUCGGCCAUAUAAGGCCUACUCAAGGACGGUGGUGAUGAAGACAGCAAUCGGAGACGCGAUUGCUCCAGCUGGGUGGCUGGAGUGGGAUGGAAACUUUGCGCUGAGCACGCUGUAUUAUGGGGAGUACAUGAACAGCGGGGCUGGAGCUGGGACUGGGGGUCGUGUUAAGUGGCCUGGGUACCAUGUUAUGAGUUCGUCGGAUGCGAAUAAGUUCACCGUUGAGAAUUUCUUAGGGGGCGGGUCUUGGAUUGCUGCCGCUGGGGUGCCGUACACUGCUGGGCUCUAG